AUGCCGAAGCCCGCGUAUCGGAAAUUGGCAAAGCAGUAUCAUCCGGAUGUGAACCCAGGGAACGAGGAAAAGUUUCUUGAUAUUGCAAAGGCUCAUGAGGUGCUUAGCAAUGAAGAACAAAGGAAGAAGUACGACAUGUUUGGAGAGGCAGGACUCGGCGAGGGAGGUGGACCUUCGCCUGACGGAAGUGGAGGCGUGCCUGUCGACUUUGCCGAUCUCUUUGGCGGAAUGUUCGGCGGAGGUGCAGGCGGUCCAAAUAUCAAAAUUACUUUCGGCGGGGGCGACGGACCGACCUUCUCAGGUGCCCCCGAGGGCUUCGGGAACUUCUUCUCCGGCGGAGGCCAUUCUGGAGGGUUCCAGGAAGCUCCGUCAAACAACGCCAGCUUGUAUGACGCCGAGGAUGACGAAGUUACUGAACUGGGGCCGCAGGCUGUCCACAGACUCAUCGAUGGCCGAGACUUUGUUUUCUUUCUCGCGCUUUACAAUCCAAGGUGUCGGCCUUGUCGGCAACUCAAGGAUGAAUUCGUCAAGGCAGCCAAAAGGAUGAAAGGCAUUGUCCCGUUUGGCGCCGUCAAUUGCAGUCGCUUCGGCAAUCUCUCGUAUUGCCAGGAAGCCCAGCAUUACCCUACACUGCUCUUCUUUCCUGCGGACAAACAUUCCAAGCGUAUUGACUACCGUGGAGAGAGAACGGCGGCCGCUAUGGUCCGCUUCCUCUCCGAGAAUCUUCCGUCCACAGUUGUCGUCCUCACCGAUGAGUCUGCCGAGACGUGGUUUUCCACGGAUCCGCAGAUUCCCAAGGUCGUUCUCUUCACGGACAAGCGAGGCACUCCGCCUCUCUUCAAAUACCUUUCCUACCAAAUGCGCAGUCAGGUGGCCAUGGGGGUUGUCUUCAAGAACCAGAAGAACCUCCUGAAGGCGUUCGGGGAAGGCCUCGAAUACCAACGAACGCACCAACCUCCCAAGCCAGGCGCCAAGCCGCUUCCCGCGGAAAUCAUCUUCCCUUCUCUGCUCGCCAUCGACGACAUUGACCGCCUCACAGGCGAAUGGAUCGACGUGAAAAACCACGUGAACCAGGAGCUGCUGACUCUCACCCUCUCACGACUCGCCGCGAAAGCACGCACGGCGUCUGGAGUUUCUUUCCGCGAGCUCACAGCGAGGCGCAUGGCCAGCGGGGAGUGCGGCAAAGAUGAUUCGCAAUUCUGCUUCGUCCUUCUCGUGCCCGACGCGAUGGGUGCCCGCCAGGCGCCGAAAGAUAUCUUUGCGAAGCUGACGGAACUUUCAGAAAAGUUGAAACGCGAUCCGCUGAAGAUCUGCUGGGUUAACAAGGACACGCAGCCUGGAUUCACGCGCGUCUUUUCGCUCCCUGUCGACCAAGAGGUUGUCUUCCUGGCCUAUCGACCGAAGCGGAAGAAAUACGAGGUGAUGACCAGUGCACCGACACCGUCCUCGGUGGAGUCCUUCGUCAACGACGUCGUUUCGGGAGGAAAGCAGUUGACAAAGAAGCUGACGCAGUUUCCGCAGUUGGCCCGGAAGCAGGCAAAGGUGCCGGGGCACGACGAACUGUAA
Molecule: messenger RNA, 1566 nt
Organism: Neospora caninum
Lineage: Eukaryota; Apicomplexa; Conoidasida; Eucoccidiorida; Sarcocystidae
Exons: 11
Coding region: 1-1566 (521 amino acids)
Source: RefSeq, a predicted model, not a curated record